Molecule: messenger RNA, 3393 nt
Organism: Chara braunii
Lineage: Eukaryota; Viridiplantae; Streptophyta; Charophyceae; Charales; Characeae
Source: the annotation of a GenBank genome assembly
GUAGAGCUCUGCCGAACCGCCCCGGCACCCCGGCAAGAUUUCAACGGAGUGGCUAAGGGCUUUUGUGUGGAGGCCGAUGGAUCGUUCGGCGCAUGAACACGACCACGCGCCGGCAUGUAUUGUAUUGUAAUAUGCAAAUUGAAUGCGAUGUGAUGUGAUGUGAUGUGAUGCGGUGUGAUGUGAUGAAGAGGCAUACAGAAGCAGAGAGCGGAAACCGGUACUUGCGAUGGUGGACGGUAGCCGGCUAUUUGUCGGUUAGCAUUGCCGCGCUUGCGGCUCACGCUGCAGCGAAUAAGUGGGGUGUGUUUGCUUCGCGGUUGGUCCGUCGGUCGGUCGGUCGGACCUUCGAUCCCUUCGUCGCACCGACGGUCAACAGCACGCAAUACGAAGCUGAGGACGAGGAUUUGAACUCCUCAAGCGUCGUGAGAGGGAGUCACGCGCGGGAACGGUUUUUCGGGGCUUGGCGGGGUGUACUGUAUUUCAGCAGAUAAAGAUUGAUCUAAACUUACUACUGUAUGGUUUUCUUGGUCAAACGUCGUCUCCACAAGGCCGCUUGAAGAAUUCACGGAAGAGCUAAGGUUUCUUGACGACUCUUUCUUUCCACAAGGUGGGGAAACUGGCAGGAGGGUACUCGGUCGGUGAUUUCACUCGGUGACCCCGGUGGUAGGCUAGCUAGCUACGGUAGCUAGCUGGAUGAGAGGAAGGGAGGGAGUGGAGAAGUUAGGGGGGAAACAGUUUGUUGGCGGGCGCACUCAGCCUUUCAGGUCAAGGCGUUAGUUAGUCAUCUUGUGUCAAUUAGCCGUUGAGCGUCGUAUCAGCGGCGGCGAAGAUGGUGGAUGCACAGAGGGCUUUACUUGACGAGCUGAUGGGCACAGGCAUGGGAAAAAAGGACGUGUUCGGAGAACUGUUCGGGAAUGGGGGCCAAGGGAAGGGUGCUGUGACAUCUUCUCUUUUUACGAACAACCCGUUUCGGCGAGAUGCCGUUGCGGGGGACGCAGGUGACUCUUCGAAGAAGCGACGACGGCAUGGAGCGGCGGAGUCCUCGGACUGCGGGGAAGCACGCUCUCUUUCGAAGAAGAAGGGGGCGAAAACCACAGAUGAAUGUGUGCACCCAUCUGCAGAGGGGGAGGAGGUUGAGAUAGGAGGAACGAAAAAGGAGAAGCGCAAGCGGAGGAAGAAGACGAGCGCUGCCUUUGAAGACGGCUUGGAGAAUUCGGAUGAUAGGGAAAACAGGAAGCAGGAAGAGAAUGAGGAUGUUAUUGAAGGAAAAGAGGAGCGUAAGACGUUAAAGAAGAAGCACAAGAAGAAGAGGCAUGGUGCGAAGGAGGAUGGAGACGGGGAGGGGAAAAAUGAUCCUCCUCCUCCUCCUCCUCCGCAAACGGAGGACGGGGAGGGGGAAGAAGAGACCAAAUUGGCAAGAAAGAAAUCGAGCGAUCGUGAGCAGCGGCGGGAGGGAUCCGGCGAAGGAUGUGAUGGUGGUGCACAAGAAACACCUUAUAAACGGGAGAGAGAGAGAACAUCUACUCCCAGGGCCGGCCAGAAAGGUGAUGAUGAAGACUCUCCCCGCGAGAAGAAGAGGUCGAGGGGUAAUAAUAAGGCCAAUCGGGUGCUGCUGGGCGACGAAGAGGAAUCUGAUGAUGAGGACAAAGUGGAGCAAGGUCGAGGUCUUCGGGGAGACGAUGCUAAGACUAGAGUAGUGGUGUACGAUUCCGAGGAGGAAGAGAGGCAGGAGAGGAAAAAAAGAGCUAAGCAAAAGAAGCAGUAUGACGAUCCCGAGGACAAGCUAGCGCGCACAGUGUUUGUGGGUAAUCUGCCGAAAGCAGUCGACAGUAAAGAGCUGGCAAAAGAGUUCUCUGUCUACGGCGCUGUGGAAUCGCUCAGGUUUCGAUCCAUUGCCCUAGCAGAGGGAAAGAAAUUCAUCAGAGGGGCCAUUUUCAAGGGGAAAGUGAGCGAUGUGCACGACACUCAGAACGCGUAUGUCGUCUUCAAACAGUUGGAGAGCGCAAAGGCGGCGCUCGCACACAAUAUGAAGGUGCUCCGGGGGAACCAUAUUCGUGUGGACGCAGCGACCGCUCCGUCCUGGGCAGUACACCAGAAGAAGGGCAAGCCGCUGGACGCAGCAACAGGACGACGAGUCGAGUAUGACCGUAACCUAUCCAUAUUUGUGGGGAACCUUCCGUAUGAUGUGAAAGACGAAGAGCUCUACCAGUUUUUUGGUGGGGAGGAAGCCAAGCCGGAGCUGAGAGGGCAAGUCGCGGCAGUCCGCGUUGUCAGAGAAGAGCACGCAAGCAGAGGGAAGGGGGUUGCGUAUGUCUUGUUCAAGACAAGCCAGGCCGCGAGAGCGGCUCUGAACUCGAGAGGCUUCAAAUUGAGAGAGCGAGAGCUGCGAAUAGCGCGUCCGUCGAGGACGUCCGCUGCAGCGGACACUCUGUCGAGGAAAACGGCAAAGCUUCCGGCAGUGUCGAAGGGAUACGAGAUGAGGCAGGCGCUAAAACAUGUGCUAGAACAGUCUCGGAGGGCCAAGCCUUCAGCUUUCGAAGGCCAAAGGGCCAAGAAGGUAGAUGGCCUCCCUGGGAAAAGGGCACUUAAUGCGGUUGCUCAGAAGGCUGGAAGACGGCAAUCUGGUGGUCCUGGAGGUAGGGUGGGUGGUAGGUUUAGCAAGGGUAGUAAGGGUAGUAGUAGGGGUCCAGCUAAGAGAGCUGAGAGGUAAGGGAGGUUCUUCGGGCAGAGUCUACUUCGUCUCGUUGUGUGCUCUCGUAGGCAGUGCUGCCAUUGGGAAGGCUAGGAUGAAGAGCAAUUUUUUUUGACCAGCGGAGAGGCUUCGCCACUGCAUGCCAGCCAGGUUUUUUGAACGGGUGUUUGUGCCAGCAGCAGCGGCAGCAGCAGCAUGUGAUAUUCCUGCUGCUUCUGCUGGUGGUGCCCAGGCAGAGGAAUCACGGACGUUUGUGCUGGUGCCUCUGCUGCUGUUGCCGCUCAUGCUGCUAGUCGGUGCGCAGUGGAGGCCAAUCCAAAAGGCAUUGGUGUAUCCUAUGUGCGUGUGCGGGCGUGUGUGUGUGUGUGUGUGUGUGUGUGUGUGUGUGUGUGAGAGAGAGAGAGAGAGGGAGAGAGAGGGAGAGAGAGAGAGAGAGCUGCUGUGUUCAGCUUUUAGGAUGACAUGGUGCGUGAUUUGAGGCCGUUUCAGUUUUGUUGAUGGCCUAGAGUUUUUUUGUUUUUUUUGUUUUUUUUGGUUGGAUGGCCUAGUUUUUCAGUUGAGAAGAACUCAGGCAGAUUUAACCUGUGUCAGAAUUAGACUACUACUGUCUUCAUCCAAAGAACCCGCGGUCAGUAUAGCCUUAUUGGGGCCAACUUUCAGUCUAGAUAAGUCUUUCUGAGACUUACUAGCAUUUGACGCCG